Molecule: messenger RNA, 833 nt
Organism: Manihot esculenta (cassava)
Lineage: Eukaryota; Viridiplantae; Streptophyta; Magnoliopsida; Malpighiales; Euphorbiaceae
Product: dirigent protein 19
Exons: 2
Coding region: 1-738 (245 amino acids)
Source: RefSeq, a predicted model, not a curated record
AUGGGCAGAGAGUGGUCAGUGGUCACAGGCUCACAGAUAAUCUUUCUUUCUAUUGCUAUGGCUUCAAAAACCCUUUUUUAUUUUCUCUUCUUCUCCAUUUUUCUGCUCUUUUCAUCUCUUUCUACGGCAAAAUCUUACUGUUUUUCAAGAAUUUUAUCGCCGGCAACACUAGGUCUCAAGAAAGAGAAACUAAGCCACCUUCAUUUCUACUUCCACGACAUAGUUAGCGGGCGAAACGCCACCGCCGUUCCAGUAGCGGAAGCAGCCUCGACCAAAACCUCCUUAUCUGCAUUUGGACUAGUGAUAAUGAUGGACGAUCCGUUGACCGUCGAGCCUCACCGCAGCUCCAAACUUAUCGGAAAAGCACAAGGGAUUUACGCAUCAGCAUCACAAACUGAAAUCAGUUUUUUAAUGGUCCUGAACUUCGCUUUCACAGAAGGAAAAUACAAUGGUAGCAACCUUAGUGUUUUGGGACGGAACAGUAUAUUUUCCGGCAUUAGAGAGAUGCCGAUCGUGGGCGGAAGCGGGCUUUUCCGGUUUGCUCGUGGCUAUGCUCAGGCAAAGACUCAUGAAAUUAACCUGAAAACUGGGGAUGCAGUGGUGGAGUAUAAUGUCUUUUUGACGUCGGAAUUUGCUUCUAGCCUUCAUGUUGUUUUUCUUUCAAGUGUUAAUAUCCAAAUGCUUGAUAUCCUGAGAUGGGUUUUCUUUGAAGCCUUCAAAUGGUUUGUUUGUAUGUAGAAAAAGAGGACAUGGUGAAGCAUCUGGUUAAGGUUUUAAAGUGGUCCAUCUCGAUCAAGGAAUGUUUAUGAGUUCGUUGAGUUUCUUUUGUGGUU